CAGUCAGUCACUCAGUCAGUUUCAUCGACACUCACCUGGAUAUCAGAGCACGCGCCCGCGCGCGGUCACCCGACAGCUGUCAAUCACUUCACGCGCUCACUUUCUGAGACUUUAUUUAGGCUACUGUAUUUAUUUACUUUUUUUUCUUCUUUUUUUUUUACAUUCACAUUACAGGUAUUUUAUAUAUUUCUCUUUAUAUAGCGCUACAGGCACGCGCAGACUAAUCCAGGUUUGAAAAAAAAGCUCUGGGAGAGUUUACUAAAUCACCGGGCAGCGCACGAAAACAACAGUAAUUUUUAUUUCAUCAAAAACUCCUUCAAAACCUCAAGAAGAAUAAACGGAUUGGAACGGAAAUAGGGGAUUCCUUUCAAUUAAAAUGCGUCGCUGGAAAGUUGCUGAGGUUGCUGUACUGCUGUUUUUGGUGGGGUGUGUUCAUGCACUGGACCGCACACUCAUGCUGUCCAAUGAGAGGAGCUCGAUAGAGAGGACAUACGAGCUGACCAAAUACCUGGACCACCAGCUGAAGGAGAUCAGAGACACCUACCUGUCGUAUCUUGGGCCUCCAUUCAGUGAUCCCGGCUUCUCUCCUCCACGUCCCAACAGCUCCUCUCUGUCCGUGCCCAGUGCAGCUACACGCGUGGACUUGUGGCGCGGGCUGGAGAACGGUGCCCGUCUGGCACAGAACCAGCGGGCGUACAGCAUUCUCCUGUGUGCCGUGAGGGAGCUGGCGCGCUCCACCCUGUGCCCGUACCUCCAGAGCUCUCUCCUGCACUUCUGCUCCGGCCUCAGCGGGUUACUCGGCUCAAUAUCCGGCCUGAUGAACGCCCUGGGCUACACCAACCUGCCGCCCUCCACAGGAUACGCCACGCCCGCUCAAGGAUACGCCCCACCCAUGUCGUCACAGUUUCAGGGCGUGAGCGAGAACAGCCCCGCCCCUCUACGGAGUUACGUGCCUCGAAACAAAGGCGCUCACACCGCCUCCGGUGUGAGAGAGGGAACGACUCGGGCGGAUCUCAAGCGGGACAGGGAGAGGGAGCGUAGGAGGAGAGGGAGGAGGAAAGAAGGAGAGAGUUGGGUCGCCAAAGAGGAGGGAGAGAAGGAGGAAGGAAUGGAGAGAUGGGGGAAAAGGAGAAGACUGCUGAGCUUGGAAGAGGAGAAAAUGAUCAAACUGAACAACAUGAACUACACAACUUUAAAAGUCGGAGACGGAUACCGAAAGCAGCCCCUACUCUUUUCCUCACCAUCCCUCCAUCCUCGUCGAUCUAUCCGUUCCCUGCCGCCUCGUCACGCUGGUCUCUCUCCUCUCUCGCUCCUCUAUCAGUACGGAGGGCCGGCCGCUGAGGUUCACGCUUUGCUGGCGGCCCCUGUGAUGUCAUCACAUCCCACUCCUAAUGACUUCUCCCGGAAAGUUGAAGGAUUUUGGGUACUGCGGGAGCUGCAGAGCUGGCUGUGGAGAUCCGCGAAAGACUUCACCAGACUGAAGAAACGGCUACGCGCUUGAGAGAGAACAAAGGCUCUGGUCUAAAACCUAGUGAGCUGCCUCGCUGCCCUCUAACAACUUGCGGUCACAUUGGUGAAAUUUCAUGGACAAAAAAGGGUUGUCUAUUGACAAUAGUGUAGCGAUGUAUGAAGGACAGCUCACACAGAAGUCACUUUCAGACCUAGCAGUUCUCUGCAAAUUCACAUGACCAACUAGAACCUGUUGCGAAAUUUGCAUUGAUGCAAAAUUCCCAAUUGCAUGGAUUCCUAUUGAAAUGACUGGAUUUCACCCGCAAAAAUAUGCCGGACAACAGUGAAUGUGGCAUACAGCAUCUUAACAAGGAUGAUUGAAGCCUUAUAAAUGAAUGAUCCAACUGAUUCCAACAGAGGUUGAUGAUAGCUUGUUGCUAAGCUACCAACAUGACACUCCAAUCAGAAUAAAAAGCACAAAAUGCAUACAUUUUGGGUAAAACAGUCAGGCAGGCAGUUACUGUGAACUUUUGAUACUUUUCAACAUUGAAUGAAACAUACAUAUGUUUUAAUCGAGAUUUCUAAUGCU
Messenger RNA from Rhinichthys klamathensis goyatoka, 2038 nucleotides. RefSeq names its product cardiotrophin-like cytokine factor 1 (gene clcf1). NCBI's taxonomy places the organism in Eukaryota, Metazoa, Chordata, Actinopteri, Cypriniformes, Leuciscidae. The record is from RefSeq and is a predicted model, not a curated record. The transcript is spliced from 3 exons. Bases 377 to 1501 code for a protein of 374 amino acids.